ACGCUGGGCGCGGGAGGGGGGCUGUUUUCUUCCCCUCACGCCGUGACAAAAUGGCGGCGGCGGCAACAGCAGCAGCUGCAGCAACGGCGACAGCGGUGGGCCUCGGCGUCCGGGCCGCGGCCUCGCCGCUGCUUCGACGCGGCCGCGGCAGGAGGAGGCGGAGGCCGCGCCAGGGCGGGCCCGAGGCCAAAGAGGCGGCGUCCGCCGGGCCCCGGUGCGCCUGCCAACCGCAGCGCUGCCCGCAGGGCCCCGGCCGCCCGCUCUGCCGCAGCCGCCUCGACACCUUCGACCCCGCCUCGCGCCACCAGCCAGCGCGACACGCUUCAGAAGGGGAGCCGCCGUCGGCCCAGGCAGAGCGAGAUUUCAUAUUUAGAGCACCCAUCACGUUAAGCAAGCCUGGAGAGCUUCACGAGGAAUACAAAAGCCAGCUACGAAAGCUGAGGGGUGAAAAAUUGCAGGAAGAGAGAGCCUCUGAGGAUUUUAUUCACAAGCUGAUUGUUGAGGACGCUACUGAUGCAGGCAGAAGAAAAACAGAAGAUCAGAAGAAAGAGGAGUCCUUAAUGGUUAAAAUGACCCAAGAACACUUUCCUGAACGCCUCUCUGAUUCCGAAAAUGAGGAACCGUCCCAGGGCAAAUCUGCACACCGGUCAGCUUUCGUUUCCAAGGGGAGCACCUACUCGAUUGCAUUGCUCGCAGGAAACUUGAGCUCCAAAGUAGAAAGGAGCCAGAGUUGCAAUGACACCCUUCGAGAGAGAUCCAAAAGCAGGCAAAGAUCAGCUCCAGUCAGAACAAAGAUAAACCUGUUGUCCAGCGCAUCUGCCCCCCUUGUUGGAGUUCUCUCAUCCACCCAAAACAAUCGCUGCCUCUCUGCCCCAGACUUGACAGCAGACAAGCGCCUUGUUUUCAAUGCCGCAGUUUCGUUUUCCGCCCUCCAAAAACCAGAGCGGUCCAUCAGCCCUGAGAGUAAUGACAGCAUUUCAGAGGAGCUCAAUCACUUCAAACCAAUUGUCUGUUCACCUUGCACUCCCCCAAAGCGGCUUCCUGACGGUGGAGUUUUGAGUCCUCUAAUUAUCAAGUCUACUCCGAGGAAUCUGACAAGGAGUCUACAGAAGCCAACCACUUACGAAGCAAGUCCCAGGAUCCUGAAAAAAUGGGAGCAAAUAUUCCAGGAGCGCCAGGUCAAGAGGACACUUUCUAAAGCUACGCUGACAUCCCUAGCCCCAGAGAUGGGGGAAGAUUUUCUGGUUCCUAGUGUCAACUCGCUUGUCAAAGAGCCAUUGCAAAUAUCAAAUGACUUGCUGCCGCCAGAAACCAUCACCCGUGCACAGGCAGAGCUGGAUGCGUUUCCUUCCACCUGUGUUGCAAAGUUUGAAAGCUCUGGCAGUAUCAAGAGGGACUUGGAGGCAGUGGCGCUAGAUGAAGGUCCUAAAGUACCUGUGGCAAGACCCAGUGAGAACCCCCUAAAUCCCAGGAUUCCUGCGGCUUCCAGUACAAAGUCAGCCUUGCGACUGGCUGGAACUUGUCUUAACCUCGAUGCCAAAAUGGUGUCCCGGAAAGUAAUCAGAGUCAACUCGGAGUUUCCAGAGAAUGGUGUCCUAGGCCCAUCAGUCAGGGCGGCCGGAAGGAAGCAGCUUAAAUACCUGAACGAAAGUGAACUGAGCAACUUCCACAAUGGCGCCUGCAUUGAGAAAGUCAUCGGCGACGAGGCCUCAUCUUGGAGACGGGGCCGGAAGAGACAGUGCAAAAUGAAGCACUUGGAGCAGGUUGGCUCCAUCAAAAGACUGAGGCAGGCGGCCUGCCAGGGGGCGUUGGCUGCUCCCGAACCCCUGCGGAGGAGGAAUGAGAAGAAGCAGAGGCUGAAGCAGGAGGAAGAGGACCGGAGGCUGGCCUUGCAGCUCCAGCGGAAGUUUGACGGUGAGAACCGGACGGUGGCAAGGCGGAAAGGAAGAGUGGAUCAGUAUUUCCUCCGGUCAAAGAGCACCACCGGUGCAAAGUAGCACUUACUGAACAAUGUUGCCUUUUCUAGUUAAUGCGAGAUUGAUCAAAAUAAUCUGGGAAAGAGGAAAAGCUGUUGUGUUGUUCUACCCCAACCCUGCAAAAAAAAAAAAAAAAAAAGAUUGUAAGAUGAGGUAAAUCCAGUUCACACUACAGCCAGGGUCUUUGCACAAAGAUCGGCCAUACUUUAUCCUUCUUCCUGAAGUUGCUUCUGAGGGUAUAAAUUUCAUUCAUAGGAGUGUAUCUAUAUGUUGCUCUAGUCAGAAGGACAUAGGCCUGCGUCUACUGCUGAGUUGCACUGGUAUGCAAACUGCUUCCAGGAUGUGAGUAGACAAUACCUUUGCAUUGGCAUUUUUGCCAUUGAAGUUGUUUGCUGUGAGUGGUCUUGUAAGCUCAGGAGCAGCCUUAAGUUGACAGGGAGGGAGGAAGCCCGCCCAUUUGAACCAUGGCUACAUAGAAAUGUAUUUAAAUAUACAUCGUAUUAUUGAGCACGGGAAAUAUGGAUGACUAUUUAUACUGAACCCAAACAAAUAACUGUUGGCCAGAGAACAUCUGUGGCUGCUGUUUGUGCUCUCCACCUCUUAACACCAAGCACAAUCACUUUGCCUCUCGGUUUCAGGAUUGCAUCACCAUAGAUGACCUCUUGACCCUAAGGCCCAUGUUGAUAGAGCCAGACCAGCAAGGCAACCCACUCUGUGGCGAGACAGAAAAAGGCACCUAGUUCUCUCUCGCCAGCGUGAUGCUUUGUUGGCUAUUCCAGUCCUCUUUGUUGUGUUCCUCAUGCAGUCACCUGGACAUCCUUGGGAUAUAAACCAUGAUAGGAGAGGAAUGAUUCUUGGAAUGACUUCUGUGACUGGAUAUAUGUGCAGACCUGUUGUAUGAGUGACAGGGCUGUGGAGCAUGGUGAUUCCUUUGUCUGGUUUCUGAGAUUGCUGAACUUAAAGCCCCAAUACAGAUUACUAAACUGCCCCAUUUCAAGCAGUUUUUGAAUUGGGGAUAGGUGGCGUGUGUUGAACGACACCCCCAUCCUUCAGUAUUCAUAUGGUGAACAGGUUAAAGGUUCCUCGCAUGGAUAUGUGCCAUAUUAAUAAUCUCUUGUGGAAAGCUUGUUUUCUAGUGUGCUGAGGAGAUGGUUAGCUUUUUUUGGAUUUAUCAAACAGACUUUUCACAAACCUGCAUUGUAAGAAUUUGGAGAAAGAAAGUUGUCUCAUAGUGAUUCUUCCAAAGGAGAUGCUUGAAUCAGCCAGGUGUAGGUCCACACUAGGAGCAGGGCAUCAGGGUGGGGGUGUGGUGGGGGGAGUUUAAGCCCCAUUGAACUAUGUGGCAUGAUAGAUUGGCACUGUGGCCUCCAUGUUUGCUUCUCUUAAUUACAAAGGAGAAAAGUUGAAAGCCAUAAAAGAUGAAGAGCCUAAAGGCAUGCCAUCCUAGUGUGUUUAGAGCCAAAGAAGCUCUCCCUUCAUGAAUCUUGUAAUCUUUAAACAGGUUGCAGUUUAAAAAUAGGCUUAGCACUUCAAGAGUCACUGGUAGACCUAGGUAUCCCUUUGGGGAAAGUGAUUGACUAAAACUCAACAAGCAUGUUUUCAAGGCUUGAUUACUCCCCAGGAAGUCAGUCUCUCUGUCUCUCUCUGUGGUUCCUUGAUGAUCCCCUGCAAUUUCCUACAGCUCUUUGCUUAAAAGGCGGAGCUCUUGCAGUCUGCACUAUGUAGCAUCAGCCCUGACCCUUGCUUGGACCAAAACAGAUUUGGCACUUAGAGAGUUCUUUAAAAUUGGCUGAACUACUAUGUGGAGCAAAGUAUUGCUCUUGCCCUGAGUUCAGGUGAACCUUGAAAUAAGUCUAAAUUGGUUUGCUUUCCUGGUAACCAGGACUGGAACUAGCUUCAGUUUCACUUUUGCUUCUGUUCUUUAGAACUGCAAGGACCUAUUCUGUUUAGAUGAAAGGAAGCCCCAUUGAUUUCAGUGGGACUCACUUCCUAGUAAGUAUUCGUAGAAUUGCAGCCUGAAGUAUUUUAUUGAUUUGAAAUGCAUUUCUUAAAGGAACAGAAAAUCUGUAUCUAAAAUGCAGUGUUUUCCUGCUGAGAACUUGAAGCAAUUAGUGUUACUCUCAACAUGCCUGCAACUACUGUUACAGUAAGUAAAGCAUUAUUGAGACCAGGCUAUUGUGGCUGCCCUUUUGUCGCUGUUCAUGAGCUGGAAGACUGUGUCCUCUUUAUAAGAAAACGAAACUGGGCAGACAUCUUAGAUGUAGGCAUAAAAGUCUUGACAGAACUCUAUUAUUUCCCUUCAAUCCUUAUUUCAGCAUAAGGUUUGGUGAACGUGGAAUGCCUUUUUGAAGCAAUCUCAUGUCAAGUUACGUAAUUUGGAUGAGCUGAUCAUGUCUCAGUGAGACAUAGGGUUAUCCUGCUUGCAAGAUCAUACCUGGAAAAAUUGUGUGGACAUCCAGUUCUGAUAUUGCACUUCUGUACAUGUGCUCAGGGUAUCACUUCAGUGUCAUCCCCGUGAAUGCUACAGGGACUACAGCUAGUUUAUGUUUUUCCCAAAUUGGCCAUGGCAAGAAAUGAAUGCAAAAUCCCUCUGCUUCAAGCUGGGUUGGAUUAACAGAGAAUAUCAAUUGACAGUACCUCACUACGGUUAAAAAUGAGUCGGUGAAGAGUGAAGGCCUCUUCACACAUACUUCCUAGACUUCUUGUCAGUACAUGUGCUUAAGUGUGAGUGCAAGAUACACAGGUUUUGGAAGUGGGCAUCAUGUCAGUAUACCUAUUGGCCAGCUGGGAUGGCACAAGCAAUGGCAAAGUCGGCUGUUGUUUGAUAUGGCCCUAGGUGAGUGUGGAAAGAAUAUGGUGUAAUUCGUGGCAGUCUGUGUAAAGGCCCACUGAGGUAUGGAAGCAGGGCUUUACCCCUGUGGUGUCUACACCCAGCUGUCUCUUUCCAGGAUAUGCUCUGAAAAGAUCUAGUACAGUCCAUGAGGUCUCAGGAGAGAGACGGCUUUUGGCUGCACUUGGUUUGGUGGAACAUCAAGGUUCUAUGAAAUAGGUACGAAGGACAGUCCCACAAAUGAUAUUAGAACCCUGUGUUUUUGACUGAGGAGAUGCUUGGAAGGGAAAAUUAAAGCCAGUCCUCACACUCCGAGGAAUAUAUCUGCAUGCUACGUACACUUAUGUGUGUGUCACACACUUUUUUUUAGCUAGGUGUAUAUGUAACAAACGUGAUGUGUGGAUUGGCUCUAACUUUUUGCAGCAGCCAGGAUCCAAAUUAGCUUUAGGUGCUCCCACAGCCUUAGGGGUGCCCGGUGAUACUUUGGUGUGUGUUAUUUUUCCUUUUUGAAGGAAACGUUCCAGCUCCAGAAGAACUUGCCCUCUAGCAUGAGGGGGCCUGCUAUUUAAGUGGCACAGAAUCACAUGUUCCUGUAACCCAAGUCAAUGUCUGGAAGCAAACAUGAGGGAUGCUAUCAUCCCUUGCAGUCUUCCGGAUUGAGACGCAAACUGCAGUACAUCCUGAAAGUGGAUCAACUUAACGAGCGAGCACCUUCAGUCUGGUGUUUCACAUGCAGGUAGAGGGGUGUGUGUGCAGAAUGUGGGGUAUGUGGGGGGAAAUGGAGUGCUGGUGUGAAUGCAGUCAGGGGGCCAAACUAAGACACUGUGUGUGUGAGAGAGAGAGAGAGAGACAGAGUGUGUCAACUCUGUGCCUCUGAUAUCCUCUGUGUUGGCCCAUAGGUAGGGCAGUUCCAACAUUACAAGUUGCUUUGCUUAAGGUUCUGGCUGACCAGUUCUGAUAACAAAUAUGGUGACCUUUGGGCAUAUGAAAUCUAUAUAAGCCAAGGGGCCAAUGAAUGUAUUGAAGGGACCUUUUUGUCAUUGUUUAGAAGUGGGGGCCUUAAUAUACCAAGGGUGGUUGCCCACCUCACAGCCUAAAAAUGUGCCCAGUAUUUUUGUUUUCCGGUCUAUGUGAGGUCUGCCCUCAACCCUCUGCAGCUGGUUGAUUAAAUUGUCUUCUCAAAGACUAACCUGGGCUUCCCCACUCAUCAAGGAGAGCACAGUUGUGCCUGUCCUGUUACCCAAUGAGGUAAAAGAGAAUCUUGCCACAAAUAUCAGUGGCUGCUACCUUUCUGCAUGCUGGCUCUUGUCUUUAUCAGGCUUAAAAUUUUGUGACUUCUGAUCAGGCUUAAAAAUGGGGGUUCCGUUUAUAGUUCAGUUGGCUGGUCCAAGUGGGCUGCACCACUUUAUGGCACCUUCCUUGUGGCCCCAAGGUGGGAGAUCUUGACAGUAACUGAAUGAUUAUAACUGCCAAAGACGUAAUCGGACCCUGAAAAUCCACUGAACCUCUAGAUAUUUCUGUAUGGCGAAAGAUGUAAUGGAAGUUCUUCAGUUGACUAUGGAUGUUGAUGAUAAUGAUAAAUAAUGAAGGAGAAUGUGCCAAAAGAUUGGAUUUUGUAUGAUGAUUGUACCACAUUUUAUUAUAUAACUGUCAGUAUUCUUUCUCUUCAAAUGUAUUGUGGGGCAUGUCAAGGAGUACAGGUCAAACAAGCACUUUGUUGAAGUUCUCUCAGUGAAAGCAAAGGAAGAGGAAAGAACAAGCCUUAAAAACCCUCUAAUGAACCCUCCCCCCUCCCCUAAAAAACCUGGACUUGAAGCAUGGCUUCAACAAGCACCUGCCAGACUUCCUUCCGGGCUUUGAGGAUCAUGCUGGCAUCUUGGCUUUCAUCUUUCCUGGUGGAUUAGGAGCUUGUCCCUCCAGGAGAACGCCAUCCAGACCCAGUUUCAGCUUUCAGAGAGGACUAGAUGCAGUCUCUUAAAGUAGCAUUCCUUGCCCAAGAACUGAGUGUGGAUGUGCAAGUCCGUUAAGAUGCGACGCUGCUCUGUGAGGUUUUGUGCCGUGACUCUCCACAGUAAGGUCACAACUGCACUGCUGAAGUCUACAGCUGGCGCUGCCAUCUUUCUAACUGUUGUGUUACAGGAAUCCGAUGAAAAGCAUUGUUCCUUCCCCCAACUAUUUAAAAAUAUUGCAAGCUGGUAUAGAGUUAGCUCUCCACUAUGCAAACAAACAAAAUCACCUUUUUGGUUACCAUUGAUGGGAUUUCAUGUAUGCUAGGCUUCUCUGGUGUUUACUGUCAGAUGCUUUCAAGAGAAAAUGGAUGUCGCUGCAUAUCUCUACUUCCCCUGUCCCAACACUCGCCCACCCUGGUAUGCUUUAAACCAUUUUGUGCUUUGAUGUGUAUCCUCAGCUUGGUACUUGAAAACCAGUGCAGUACAAGACAAAGCAUCAUUUUUGAGAUUGCAACUGAAUCACUGUGGCUUCAUCAGAUUUUUUUGAUAAAACAAUCUGUUUACUGAGAAA
Molecule: messenger RNA, 7326 nt
Organism: Rhineura floridana
Lineage: Eukaryota; Metazoa; Chordata; Lepidosauria; Squamata; Rhineuridae
Gene: RNF169
Product: ring finger protein 169
Exons: 6
Coding region: 51-1997 (648 amino acids)
Biological process (GO): double-strand break repair
Cellular component (GO): nucleus; site of double-strand break
Molecular function (GO): ubiquitin-protein transferase activity; nucleosome binding
Source: RefSeq, a predicted model, not a curated record